AUGGAAGUAAACUGCAAAAGAGUUAUUGAAACCAUUGCACCUCAGCAAGAGUGGCAUGAUGUUACAGAGCCUAUUGGUCCAUUAUCUCUUCAUUAUGAAGGAAUAACUGGGCUCCUCAAAACACAAAGGCCAUAUAUCCAAUAUGCCUUUGAGAAGGGAUUGUUCACCAAUGAAUCACAGGAAAUUAUCAAGCAAUAUCUACGCUUCAACUUAAAUGAAAAUCAUGAUGAUGAUGAAAGUGAUUGUAUCAAUGCUCAUGACAUAAAUGAUGAUGAUCAAGAUGCUCACAGCAGCAUUGAUGGUGACGCUGAAGACAGUGAUGAAUAG
Messenger RNA from Porites evermanni, 327 nucleotides. The record is from the annotation of a GenBank genome assembly. NCBI's taxonomy places the organism in Eukaryota, Metazoa, Cnidaria, Anthozoa, Scleractinia, Poritidae.